Molecule: messenger RNA, 2016 nt
Organism: Aspergillus uvarum CBS 121591
Lineage: Eukaryota; Fungi; Ascomycota; Eurotiomycetes; Eurotiales; Aspergillaceae
Product: GMC family oxidoreductase
Exons: 1
Coding region: 91-1974 (627 amino acids)
Biological process (GO): secondary metabolite biosynthetic process
Molecular function (GO): flavin adenine dinucleotide binding; oxidoreductase activity, acting on CH-OH group of donors
Source: RefSeq, a predicted model, not a curated record
UCUCCUCGAAUGCCCUCCAAGCAUCGUUAUCACGAAGAUCCUUUAUCAUUAGUUCUCUGAACAAAUACUGCUAGGUCCGAGCAAGUCGCCAUGCAUACCUCCUGGCUUCUACUCAGCCUCGCAGCUGCAGCUGCAGUCUUUGCCCAGGAAGAACAGGACCUCAACCUUUUCCACUAUGGCGGACGAGGUCCUCUCCUAGGAACCUCCUUCGGUGCACCCGGUGUAAACGCAACCUUUGACUAUAUCGUCAUUGGAGGUGGAACUGCUGGCUUGACGAUCGCGAGUCGUCUUGCCCAGAGUGAACGCUUCAGCGUUGCGGUUGUCGAAGCGGGCGGAUUCUCCGAGAUCGACAAUGGCAACUGGUCCGUCGUGCCUGCGUACACUCGAGGGCUCUUUUGCGGGGACGCCCCCGAGGCGUAUCAUCCACUGAACGAUUGGGGCUUCAAGACGCAGCCCCAGCAAGUCCUGGGUGGCCGUGUCUUCCACUGUGCGCACGGCAAGCUUCUAGGAGGCAGCUCCGCUCAGAAUAGUAUGAACUAUAACCGCCCUACCAAGAACAGCAUGCAAAAGUGGGCAGAAGAAGUGGGUGACGAGAGCUAUGCUUUCGAAAGCAUGCUGCCGUGGUACAAGAAGUCUGUGCGCUUUACUCCGCCGGACCCAGCCAUCUGGGGUGAUUAUGACAUUCUGCAUAACAGGGACGCCUUCGAUGAUGGUGGUCCUCUUGAAGUCUCGUCGGGGAAUUGGAUCGAUCCGUUGGCUAACACUCUACGCAAAGUCCUGACUGAUAGGCUUGGGUUCAAAGAGACGGAAUUUAACAGUGGCAGCCUGCUGGGCUCCGGGUUCAUGAGCCGAACUAUCAAUCCGAAGAAUGCCCAUCGUUCCUCAUCCGAGUCCAGCUUCUUGCAAGAGGCACUCGAUAGUGGAAGCAAGCUGACAAUUUACAAGAGCACGCUCGCCCAGAAGAUAUUGUUCAACGGCGGAGACAAGACCGCUUCCGAGGUCCUCGUCUCAGCAGCCGGCACGUUUGGUACCUCGAACCUCGAUUUUUACCUCAAGGCUCGCAAAGAGAUCAUACUCUCAGCCGGACCCAUACAGUCUCCGCAACUGCUCAUGGUCUCUGGUAUUGGGGAAUGCGAACAGAUUUCUAGAUAUGGUAUUCCCUGUAUUAGCCACUUGCCAGGUGUUGGUAAGAACAUGCAAGAUCAUCCUGUCGUGAUUACAACAUGCCGUGUGAACGAGCACAUGGUGCCUUCUUUGGUGACUGAAGAGGCAUCAAACCAACUACAUAUACGACAGUUUCUUGAGAACGCCCGAGGGCCAUUGACAAUCAUAGGGCCCGGGUACUUUGGCUUCGAAAAGCUGCCGCAGCAAUACCGUUCCCAGCUAUCUGAGGAGAAUCUCAUGAGUCUUGCAGACUUUCCCGGGGACUGGCCCGAGAUCGAAUGGGCAUUUAGUGGUGUGAGCCGAGCCACCGAUGCUUCUGAGGGAAACUACACCAUCGCCAUGGGAUCAAUAAUUCAGGCUACGUUCUCUCGUGGGAUGGUCUCGUUGGCCAGUCCAGACAUGUCCACGCCGCCUAUCAUUGAUCCACAGUGGCUUGCUGACCCGAGAGACAUGGAUACCUCGAUUCAAGCGUUCAGGCGCAGUCGUGAGGUUUGGACCCAGCUUGCUGAGAUUGGAGUAGUCGAUCUGGAAGCGUGCGUGCCGGGGUCCGAGGUGGAGGCGGAUUAUCAGGUGCGCGAGUUCGUUAGACAAGAUACGUCAGCGAUCAACCAUGCCUCAUGCACGUGCAAGAUGGGACAAAAGGGCGAUGAUAUGGCAGUCAUCGACAGUGCUGCCCGAGUAUUUGGGGUGCAACGUCUGCGGGUUGUGGAUAUCAGCAGUUUCCCCUUCUUGCCACCGGGCCAUCCGCAGGCAACUGUCUACGCCCUGGCUGAGAAGAUUGCAGAUGAGAUACUGCAAGCAAACCCUUGAUUAGGUGUGGUGCGGUGGACUGCCCUCGUGUGCCGACUUUGG